AAAUGAAUGUAUCGAUGAACACCAUUGCGUGUGUCAGACUGACACUGUUAGAAUUAGACGUGGUCAAGUAAACAGAACGAACGAAAUCAGUGACAGUAGUGACUAUGACAAUUCAUAAUUUAUAUAUAUUUUCUAAGAAUGGAACGUUAUUGUAUUACGCCGAAUGGAAUAGGUUGAACAGAUCCGGCAUUACAAAAGUAGAGGAAGCUAAAUUAAUGUACGGGAUGCUAUUUUCCAUUAAAUCAUUUGUAAGUAAAAUAUCACCACUGGAUCCGAAGGAAGGUUUCUUGUAUUAUAAAACGAGUAAAUACACGUUGCACUAUUUCGAAGUUCCGUCUGGGUUAAAAUUCAUAUUGAACACCGAUAAUGCAUCACAAAAUGCUAGAGAAUUAUUGCAGCAAUUAUAUAGAGAAGUUUAUUUGGAAUAUGUUGUAAAAAAUCCCCUAUGCCAACUAAAUGAACCCAUUCAGAGUGAACUUUUUAAGCUAAAAGUGGACGAGUUAUUUAAAAAAUCUCCCUUAUUUUUAAGUAGAUCAAUUUAAUUUAUAAUAUUUAUAUAAGGUAUGUAAUGUAUGUAAAUAUAAGAAUGAUUUAAAAGUU
This is a messenger RNA of Hylaeus volcanicus, 600 nucleotides long. It is a transcript of the gene Bet5, whose product is annotated as trafficking protein particle complex subunit 1. The record is from RefSeq and is a predicted model, not a curated record. Lineage: Eukaryota; Metazoa; Arthropoda; Insecta; Hymenoptera; Colletidae. Gene Ontology annotation, cellular component: TRAPP complex. The transcript is spliced from 3 exons. Bases 105 to 542 code for a protein of 145 amino acids. Gene Ontology annotation, biological process: endoplasmic reticulum to Golgi vesicle-mediated transport.